AUGUAUUUACAGACUUGCGCUGCCCUCUCAGUGGCAGAGCUCUCUGCUCUCAAGCUCAUGCAUGGAGUCUCAUCUACAUGCGAUAUUGUUUACUCCUUUCUCGUCUUAUUCUGCCUUCAGUAUCUUUCGAUCAACCUGUACUACACCUGCAUCUACCCAUUCUUCGUCUCUCCCUUGCGCAAGAUACCAGGACCAAAAGACCACCACCCUCUUAUUGGUCAAACCCUCAACCAAUUCCGCGCAAACGGACCCUAUGAGUUGUAUCUCUCAUGGAGUCGCAAGUGGCCAGCCGCGCCAUUCAUCCGGUACAUAUCCUUCGGAAAUACUGAGACACUUUUGGUAAAUAGCUUGAGAGCACAUCAAGAAGUGUUGUCGACGAAAUGCUACUCGUUCGUAAAGCCGCCCUUCUUCGCAAGGAUCGUGGGUGAGGUGACAGGAAUGGGCCUGGUGUUUGCAGAGGGUGAAGAACACAGGAUACAAAGAAAAUUGUUGAACGGUAUAUUUUCAACGUCUAACGUUAAGAAACUUUUGCCGGUCGUACAGUUGCAUGGUAGAUGCCUCACAAAGACUAUUGACCAGCGUAUCGGCUGUGACGUGUCUGCGGUGGUUGAGGUUGUAUCUUUGUUCUCGAAAGCAACCCUCGAUAUCAUUGGCCUCAUCACCUUGGGCAAAGAGCUCGACAGCCUUAACGCGAAGCCAUCAUUCCACGAAUGCUACGAUCUCAUCUUCAACCAAUCGCCACUUAGCUCCGGUCUCACCGCAGUCAACACGUAUAUUCCCCUGCGAAGUUGGCUUCCACUCGAAGCGAAUAGAUCUUUCGUCGCGGCGAAUAAUGAGGUCAAACGCAUCUUACGACAGCAGAUCCGAUUACGGCAAAUCGAAACGGCCACUAGUAAAAGUGCAACAAAGAAUCCCUCUCUGCCAAUCAGCCGCGAUAUCCUUACGUACUUGCUUGAAGCGCCACCUUCCCCCCAGCAGCAAUGGACUGAAGAUGAGCUACUUGGAUAUCUUCGGAAUGAAAUCAUGACCCUACCAAGACACGGUGACCCCGAUUACACUCAAAUUGAAGGGCUUCGCUAUCUCAACAACUUCUGCCGCGAAGUUCUACGCGUAUAUGCUCCCGCCGUCAUGAUCUGGCGUCAAGCAGCGCACUCCGUGGUAAUUGAAAAUACAUAUAUUCCCGCGGGUACCAACGUCAUUAUCUCGCCCCAAGUACCCCAGUUCCACCCACAUAUUUGGGGCUCUUCCGCCGCAAAUUUCGAACCAGACCGUUGGGACUCGCUCUCGUCCGAAUCGGCUUCCCCUUAUGCUUUCCAGGCCUUUAGUAGCGGGCCCCGAGUGUGUAUCGGAAAAGGGCUGGCGAUGCUAGAGUUCAAGGCAAUUCUAGUGGAGAUUGUUAGGAAAUAUGAAUUUGAGGCAGUGGAAGGAACGCUGGUGCUGGAGAACUAUUUGACAUUGAGACCGAGAGGCGGCUUGAGGGUGAAGUUUAAAGUCGCCGGAGAAGGAAAGAUGAAGCGUAAAGGCUAG
Molecule: messenger RNA, 1527 nt
Organism: Trematosphaeria pertusa
Lineage: Eukaryota; Fungi; Ascomycota; Dothideomycetes; Pleosporales; Trematosphaeriaceae
Product: cytochrome P450
Exons: 5
Coding region: 1-1527 (508 amino acids)
Molecular function (GO): oxidoreductase activity, acting on paired donors, with incorporation or reduction of molecular oxygen; iron ion binding; heme binding
Source: RefSeq, a predicted model, not a curated record